CUGACAAAUGUCAAAAAUUAAUGAUGACAUUUAAAAACAUAGGUUAUGUUUCCAACAUAAAUAAAUAAUCAUUAAAUUGAUAUCAAUUUAUAGCGAAAAAUGACGGAGGAGUUAACAGCCGAAGACGUAAAAGAUUUGGGUAACAAAGCAGUUAAAAAUGGACAAUUUGCCGAAGCUGUUUUGCAUUAUUCCCAAGCAAUUAAAAUGCAAGGCGACAAUCCAAUUUAUUACAGCAAUAGGUCAUUUGCUUUUUUAAAAAUGCAACAAUAUUAUCAUGCAUUACAAGAUGCGAAAGAAGCCAUCAAAUUAAAUCCUAUUGGAGCUAAAGGUUAUUUUCGGAAAGGUGAAGUUGAAUUUGCUACGGAACAUUUUACUGAAGCUAUUUUAAGUUAUGAACAUGCUUUGCAAUUUCAACCGAACGAUGAUCUUAUUUUGGGUUGUAUUCAUAAAGCUCGGAGACAAUAUCAUCACGACACAAAAGUGAAUGAACAGAUUCCUUGGUUAGGAAGUGGAAUCGGAAUUGUUUUAGGAGUUUCUCUAGUCAUUUUAGAUUAUUUAUACACUGUUAAACCAACGCAUCCACUUGUAAUGGCUUUAGUGACUAUAAUCAUCUCGAUAUUGGGUUAUGCUGUGGGUAAAUGUUAUAGACAUUACAUAAUGAAUCAAAGAAAUAUGCUGUUACAACCUCCAGAUGAUUUGUUGGGAAUGGAUGAUGAUGUUAAAGAUGAAGUUAAAAAUAAAACAAAAUCGAAAUUUACAAAAUCCCAGGCGAGGCAACGAUACAAAAAGGGUAAAUUAAUGAGAGCGAACGAUGUGCGCGUAAGAGAUGCAACGGGUAAAGAAAAAAUAGUCGGUUUAAAACGCUACAACAGAGCAAACGAAUCAAAACGACGCCACGAUCGGACAUUGGCGGCGCAUAUAUACGAUCGCGCGUUCGCUUUUCACAAAACACUUUCCUCGAGGACGGUGGAACACGAUGCACGGACCUCCCGUGCGUUCGUCCUCUUAGUGCAUAAGGGCCCUCCGAGACGGUUCCAAAGACGAAACGGGAGCAUGGAGCAGGUGAAGACGUCCCAAUCGAGACUAUUCGUGACGUCCGUAGUCGAAAACAAAGACGAUUUAGAGGAGAAAUUCGAACGAAGUUAUCAAUUGGUACAGAGUUUAACUUCCGGUUUAAGUGACAAGGAAGCUCACGACGCCCUAAACAACGCUUUACUCAAAGAUAAAGGUUAUGAGGAAGUUUCAUUUGGACUUUUGGUAAUCAUUCUAACGGAGCCCCAAAACGCCGCGAAAUGUUAUCAUGAUUUAACGCUGAUUACUCGAGAUGGUUUUGGAUUGAUUCUCACUCAUUUAUCACAAUUGGUUUUGGAUAGAUAUUUAAGAUUUAACGAUGUGGUUAAAAAUCAACUCCUUUGGUUGUUGCGAGAGAUGAUUAGAAACUCGGUGAGCAACGUGGAUAAUUUAUGUUGGAAUUUAAUGCGACACGCAGCCGGGGGCGAUGUUUCUGUUAAAAAUAUCACGUUAAUUGAUAAACUUUUGGACGUUUUCAUCGAAUUUCGUGCUUGGCUCGAUAAAUUUCCAUUGUUAUUAGCCUCAGUUGUUUAUACUUAUUUAAGAUUAAUCGAAGAUCACAACUCCCCGAAUUUACUGCAAUUAAAACAAAAAGAAAUUCAUUUCUUAAUCGGCGUGCUAAGAGAACGUUUUCACGAAUGCUUAGUGCUCGGACGGGAUCUUGUGAGGCUUCUACAAAAUGUGGCUCGUAUUCCUGAGUUUGAACAACUUUGGAAGGAUAUUUUAGGCUCCCCAAAAUCGUUAUCGCCAUCGUUUAACGGGAUUUUACAAUUAUUACAAACAAGAACGUCGCGUCGGUUCCUUCAAAGUCGAUUAACGCCGGAAAUGGAAAGAAAAUUGGUUUUUUUAACUUCGCAAGUUCGUUUCGGUAAUCAUAAACGAUACCAAGAUUGGUUUCAACGCCAAUAUUUAUCAACACCGGAAUCCCAAAGCCUUCGUUGCGAUAUGAUUCGAUUUAUCGUUGGAGUUAUCCAUCCAACCAAUGAAUUGCUUUGUUCAGAUAUAAUCCCACGUUGGGCUGUAAUCGGUUGGUUAUUAACAACAUGUACAUCAUCGGUGGCCGCCUCAAACGCUAAAUUAUCCUUGUUUUACGAUUGGUUAUUUUUUGAUUCAGAAAAAGACAAUAUAAUGAAUAUAGAACCGGCGAUUUUGGUGAUGCACCAUUCAAUGCGAUCGCAUCCGGCCGUUUCAGCAACUUUACUCGAUUUUUUAUGUCGGAUAAUUUUAAAUUUUUAUCCCCCGUUAACCGAAAAAGUAAGAAACGGGAUUUUUUCAUCAUUAAGACAAAUUUUAGAUAAACGGGUUUUACCCUCAUUGGUGCCUUUAUUCGAUAACGCAAAAUUGGAUCGCGAAUUGAGAAACAUGAUUCGGGAAACGUUCAAAGAAUUUUGCCAGGGUGUUGUUAUCGAAUCAAAUCCGAAAAGCGAGGCUGAUUACCCGAUAUUAAAAAUAGACGACGAUGAAAAUCAAUUUAACAAUAUCAAUAAUCACGAAGAUCCGGUUUUUAGCGACGAAGAAGAUGAACCACUCUUGAUACAAACCGAAGAAGACACCGACGAUGAUGACAUCCCCUUAGCUAAAGUAAGAUUAAAAGAAAAAAUUCAAGAUAAACCCGAAGUAGAUGGACCACUAAAAAUCGCGUUAAAUAAAUUACAAUUUGAAAAAGAUUCUAUAAAACGUUACGAAAUUUUAGAAGAAAUCAUGAAAAACAUUAUCGAAACCGACGAAGAAUUAUUUCCAAUUAUUUCAAAAACUUUGCUAACAACCGAUUUUUUUCGAACUGAUUUUUUUCCAAACACUUUAACCGACGAUUCCCUGUUAUCUAGUAUUAAAUCUCCAAUUUUCGCACUUUUUGAACCACUACUUAAUACAAAAUCUCGAGAAAAAAUCAUAAAAUUCAUUGGGGAGUUAGCAAAUUCCCAAACAAACCUAGGUUACUUAUUACUUUAUUACUUAAAAGUGAAAAAAACUCCGCUUAAAACCUCCAUUUAUAAAGAUUUUUGUCAAACGAUUGAAAAAAAACUCGAUAACUCACUUUACGACGAUUUAAACGCGUGUCAUAUCAACGAUAUUAAUUUAAUGAUGUGGAUCGUUCCCGAUUUGUACAAAGACUUUAAACAACAAACGUUAAAUAACGCUCAAAUAUUACGGGUGAUAAUCUCGUCGAUAGAUGCGGGGCAAUUACAAGAUUUAAUCGGUGAUAUUUUACGCGGGAAAUUAAUAAUGUUUAAAAACGAUUCGUUACAGAAUUUAUUAAAAACGAGUUUAACGUGGGAGAGCAUCGAACAAUUCUUUUUUUGGCAGUUAAUUCAAGCCCAUGAUAUUUCAAUUGAUACGAUCACCCCAAUUUUAACACAUUUAAAUUAUCGGGAACAUCCGGAAGCUUUAACUUCAAUUACACUGAUGCUAAAACAAGAUAAACCAACAUCGGAUACGAUAAAACAUUUAUUUUCGCGCGAUAUUCGUAAUAAUUGUGAUCCGUUUGUGUUCACGAUGAUAAAAUAUUGGUGCGAUAGUGAUUUGGACAAACUUGGCGAAUUAAUCGCGACACUUUUAAGCACUCGAUAUCCGGCUACGUCACCGAAUAAACGAAAACGGGCGAAAAUUAGUGCCGCGGUGCCGAGUGCCGAUCAAGUUUUGGGACAUUUGGAUUUGUUGAGGUUAAACUGUUGUGAAAAGCAGCAACAUCAGGAAGGGUUGUUGGGGUUGUUUGCUUUGGAUUCGAUGCAAAGGGCGCUUAAUGUGGCGCAAAAUAAUAGUACGGACGGUCAAAAGAAACUUUUCGCGGACCUCUUCGCGUUAACGGAAGAAGAGGAGGACACGACGGCGGUCGUCAAAAGGGGACCUGGACGGGGGAGGAAACCCGCUGCGAAAUCGGCACCCAAGAGGCCUGUCAAAGAGAUCUCAGAGAGUUCAGAAGAAAGUAGUGAGGAAGAAGAAAUAGUAAAACCUAAACAGGCAAAAAAAAGAAAAAAGGUUAUGUCCGAUAGUGAUUGACGGAACCAAAAAUUAAAUCGGCGUCGUCGUUGCCAAGGUGAUAGCGACGCCCUCACUCAAUUACAAAGAAGUAAUAAGGUGAUGAUGAUGACGAUGAUAACGAUGACGGUGAUGAUGACCGACGACUACGUUGGCGGUUCUUUCUUCUUCCGGUUAUCAUUUUUUGGGUCCGACCUUUGGAAACGACGGAUCGUGGGGCUAGUGAUUUAACAUAUAACACAGAAUGAGUUAAAAUUGUGUAAAAAAGAACAACAAAAGAAAUAAAUUGAUGAAUUUAGUUCGAAAACGGAGAUGAUGUUAUCUCAAAAAGAGAAAAUUGUUAUUUUUUAAAAUCCUCUUUGGUUCUUGUUUUUCUUUUUUAUGUAAAAAACUUUUUGAUAUUGAAUUUAGAUAAAAAAAAUUUAUUUUUAAACACACUGCCUAACUAAUAAAUUAAUAGACUUUUUCCGGUUUUGAUUUCAGUUAAAAAAGUGAAUAUAAAUUACAGAUUGCGAUUUUUUUACAUCAUUUUAAAAUUUCUUGUUUAAUUUUAAUCUUUUUUUUUUUAAUUCUUUAUUUUUUGUUGUUGUUUUUCAUUCUGUUUCAAUUCGAAAUACAAAAAAAAAACGUAAUCAUGUAUUUAUAGAUUAUUUGUAAAUAAUUGUUAUUGUUAGUUGCCGCCUCUUCCUGUCCCAUCUUUAUUCCUAUUCCCACUUUUCGAAGAAAUAACUGAAAGAAUUUGUAAAAAAUAAUUGUAAAUGCGUCCUUUUUCACUCCCAUUAAAAAAUGUACGAUAAAACUCGAUCCAAACCCAAAAAAGAAAUCCCUGUUACUGUUUUAAAUUUCAGGGUUAUCGUGAAUAUAAUUAUUAAAUUAGAUUUGAAGAGAAUUUUAAAUGAAUUGUAUAUUAUAAUGUUUUAUUACAU
Onthophagus taurus is the source of this 4973-nucleotide messenger RNA. RefSeq names its product integrator complex subunit 3. Gene Ontology annotation, molecular function: Hsp90 protein binding. NCBI's taxonomy places the organism in Eukaryota, Metazoa, Arthropoda, Insecta, Coleoptera, Scarabaeidae. The record is from RefSeq and is a predicted model, not a curated record.